CCCUUGUAAAUUCAAAAAUUCAUUCCACUCCUUCGCAAUUCUCACACACACAUUUAAACAGUGGUUUUCUUCGCAGAUUCAAAUCAAAAGGGUUUUUCAUUUUGCAAUCCGUGAAAUGGGAGAGAAUGCUGAGAAAGAUCUUGAUGUGAAAGCAUCAGGUGCUGUCAGCGACGACUGUCUAUCUCAGGGCGAUGAACUCGUGAUCGAUGUUACGUCUUCUUCCACACUUACUGAGGACCGAUCUUCAGGAUCUGUGCAUGAGACAAAUCUUGAGCAAUUAAGAACAACUGAGAUUUAUGCUGAUAAAACAGCAGACAUGGCCCAAUCAAGUGAACAGAUUGAAGAAAUGGCUAAUCUGAAAUCAGGAACAACUGAGCUUGAUGCUGAUAAGACAAUUGAAAUAGCACAACCAAGUGAACAGAUUGAAGAAAUGGCCAAUCUGAAAUCAGGAACAACUGAGCUUGAUGCUGAUAAGACAACUGAAAUAGCACAACCAAGUGAACAGAUUGAAGAAAUGGCUAAUCUGAAAUUAGGAACAACUGAGCCUGUUGCUGAUAAAACAACAGACAUGGCCCACACAAGUGAACAAAUUGAAGAAAUUCCCAAACUGAUUGAAACACAAGAACCUGAAAAGAAAGGAAAGAAUACCAAAUUCAACUUACGCAAAAGUUUAGCUUGGGAUAGUGCCUUUUUCACUAGUGAUGGUGUUCUUGAUGCUGAUGAGCUGUCAACCAUGAUUGAAAGAGGCGAGAAGGGAAUGAAAAAUCAGUUACCAGGAAUCGAAGAGGAAGUAUACAGAUCAAUGGAAUCAAUCUCAACAUUAGAAAGUGAUAGCUUGACACUUGAAUGUCUUGAAGCUGAACUAUUUGAAGACAUUAGAGCUUCAAUCCAGAAAUCCAAUACAAAAUCUAACCUCAAUAAUAACUCAACUAUCAAAGUUCAAUCAGGAAAGAAAGAUUCUCAAGCAAAAAUUAGCAUCUCAAAAAAGGUGUUGGAUCUUGAUUCUGGGAAACGGCCUGCUGCAAGAACCAAAGAUAAUAGCACUUCAUCAAUUCCAAAACCAAAGAUAAUCAGCAAAGUGAGCUCCACAUCAACAUUAACAAAAAGAGCUUCUUUAAGCACCAAUCAAGCAAAGAAAGAUCAAGAUCUUUUAAAACAAGCUCAUGUUACACAUAAAGGGAUCCAAUCAGCAAAGACAACAGCAAAUGGAGUGAUUAAUCCUCGAAGAGGUGUUCCAAAGCCUUCAUUAACUUCCAAAUCAUCAUCAUCAUCAUCAUCAACAUGUAGCAAUUCGAGUAGUUUUUCAGGAAACGAUUCAACUUUUUUGAGAAAAAAAGUUGAUUCCAAAAAUGGUAAUAAGCUUACAGCUGGACCAAUUCCCAAAACACCCUCAAGGAUUAACACAAAGAACAAAGUGCCACCUGUCAAUUCUCGUCUCUCGUUUCAUACAACACUAUCCAACCUUUCUUCAAGUGUAUCACCUGCUAGCUCCAUAGAUUUAUCUUCAGAAUCAUCAUCAUCAACCUCCAUUACUCGAAGGUCUAUAGAAUCCAUUGAUUCAGCUUUGAGUGUUCAUAAUCAUGCAACUGUUUGGAACAAAAAUGAAAAUGAAAAUCAAAUUUCUUCACUUUCUCGACCUCCUUCUGUUCAACCUACAGGACUCAGAAUGCCUUCACCCAAGAUUGGAUUCUUUGAUGGGGGAAAAUCAGGUGUUAGAACUCCAAAUGGAGGUGGCAAUGCCAUACGAUCUCAAACUAGGGUUCCGACAAGCUCAAAUGGUGUUAAUAAAAUUCCACCACCAAAAACAGGUUUUGUGAAACCAAAUCCUCAGAAAACUGGCUCUAAACAACCCUCUCAAGAACAACCAAAAACAAGUUUGAAUCUUUGCUUAAAUCCAACUGAUAAUGAUUCAAACAAAAGCAAAAUGGAGACAUUUGAUAGCUCAAGGACACCAUUUGCUGUGAAGAACUCUGUUUGUGAGGUUAGUGAGAGUGGUUUGACUAUGGAGGUACUUGAAAAGGGUGUUGACUUUUCUUUUGUGGAAAGUCAACAUAAGGAAAAUAGUGAGUUUAUUUGAUGUUUUUUAGGGGUUAUGUUGCAUAGGUGAUUGUUAUUUUGUGUAUUUUGUUAUAACUUGAAUUCUGGUAUGGUGUUUUCUGUUUUGAUGAUGGUGAUUUAAUUACAAUAUUAUACUUUUAAUUUCACCC
This is a messenger RNA of Lactuca virosa, 2207 nucleotides long. The record is from the annotation of a GenBank genome assembly. NCBI's taxonomy places the organism in Eukaryota, Viridiplantae, Streptophyta, Magnoliopsida, Asterales, Asteraceae.